UUGAUCUAUCUACCAAUCAGAGCCUUGGAUGUUUGCCGUAGUUUAGCGGGUCUCGACUUGACAACAUAGCCAAGUUUACAUGCAGUGUGUGUAAGUGUAGCAGUUCUGAUGGGAUUUAAAUAUUAUAUUGUCUAUGUAUUUUAUUAGUUAACUCAACAAUACACAAAUAUCAACACGAUUUUUGUAGUUUAGUAACGGCUCUCUGUCAGAAUAUGUUAAAAUGCUAACUAGCUGCUAAUGCUAAUAUGAGCUAACUAGGAGCUUUUUUAUUCUGUGCUGAAAAGCGUUUUCUGCGUUUAUUGUCAUCUCCAAGAGCUCCCAAAUAGCAAAACCAUUCAGUACUUAGAUGGCGGUGGCUCCCGCCUCGAUGGCCGAUAAGAUCAUAGUCCUCGACGAUGACGAUGAUGAUACUGACAUAGAGCAGCGACCUCGACCUUCAUCAUCUGAGCUUCGGGUCAAAAAUGUGUCACCACCUAAAAAUCAGCAUCUGGUACAGACCCACAUCACACAGUCACCUUUUACCUCAGCGAAGAAGAAUACAAAAGCUCUGCAGGUCCAGAACCAGAAGCUGUUUGACGAGUUUGUGCAGCACUGCAUUCCUGUCACUGAGAAGUGCCCAGAGGUCCUGACCUUCCUCCAAACUAAACACAGCAAGGCCUGUCCGGACUACCUCUGCUCCGUGGAGUUCAGGAACACUCUGGGUCAAUGUCUGACUCGAGCUCAGGGCAACGUCGGCAAAACAUUCGUCUACAUUAACGAACUGUGCACCGUGCUGAAGCAGCACGCCGUGAAGAAGAGGCAGACCCUCAGCAAGGUGGAGCCCUCUGCUUCUGAAUCAGGAAGUCAUCAGUCUACCUCCGCAUCACUCAAAAGCAAAGAUAAGAGGAAAGGCAGGACAGGGGAGGAGGAAGAUGGUGUUCAGUCAGAGGAAGAGGAGCAGCCUACCACCUCAGGAGAUCCAGGGGAAACCAGAGAAGAAAAUCCAGAAUCUGACAGGAAAGCCAGGAGAGCGCUAAGGAAACAGAUUGCGUACCUGGAGAACCUGUUGAAGCUCUACAAUGAUGAGAUCUACCGGCUGCAGCAGGCGGAGCUCAGCUUAGACGACAUGGAGACGGAGGACUCCACCUACAUCCAGGAGCACAAACUCAAACGGAAGAUGAUGAAGAUUUAUGAAAAGUUGUGCGAACUGAAAGGCUGCAGCUCACUAACAGGCCGAGUGAUUGAACAGAGGAUCAGAUACUCCGGAACCCGCUACCCAGAAAUCAACAAGAGAAUUGAACGCUUCAUCAACAGCCCAGGGACCCACAACAACCCUCCAAAUUACUCAGACAUCCUGCAUCAGGUGGUGCGAGCAAACAAGCGCCACAACCUUUGUUUGAGCGCGGAGCAGCGGGAAGAGGUCGCCCGGGAGGCGUUCACGGAAACGGGAAAACGCGUGCAGGAGCGGCGCCACCUGGACCUGGUUUACAACUUCGGCUCGCGCCUCACAGACACCUACAAGCCUGCGACGGACCCAGCUCUGAUGGACCCGUCUCUGUUGAAGAAGCUGCGCUCCAACAGGGUCGUUGCUUUGUCCCGUCUGGAGGAAGUCAUCGAUAAAUACGCUGUGGAACAGGACAUGGUGGAUAAGGAGAAACUCAGGACGGACAAGGAGAAUCAAAAAGUAGGAGAGAAAUCAAAGACCAAGCAGACAAACGGAGCUGCUCAGGAUGAGGAAGAUGAGGAAGAUGAUGAGGAUGAGGAUGAAUCGUCAGACCCGGACAUAGAGGAGGAGAUCGAGGCCAGCACUCAGCAGCAGGACGCAGACGACGAUGAUGAUAAUGAGGAAGACAACGAUAACGAGGCAGACGAAGCCGGCGACGACGCUGACAACAAGGAGGAUCAAACGUUGGAGGAGACAGGAAGCACAAAGGAUGAAGACGAUCCGACGUCCGAUGAAACUCAGAUCUCCCCGAUGUCUGAUGUCCGGUCGCCUAGAGACAGCCCCAGCCAAUCAGAGUCCAUGCAGAUCGACGAACAGCCGCCGUCGUCCAAUGGGAGCCCAGCGGCUCCGCAGCGGUCCGAGGACUCGUCCAAUCAGGUGUCGGCCGUUCCUGUAACGGAUGAGCCCACAGAUCUCCCAUCAUCCCCUGCAGCAGCAGUAACCAAUGGGAAUCCUUCGCCGGAACAAAAAACCGUCACAGCAGAACAAAGCGACAUGCAGACAACCAACGGCACGACUCCGGUUCCCGACCCGAGAACCACGAGGAGCAAGAAGAGGAAGAGGGAGGAAAUGAUGUCAUCAAACUCCAGAAGCACAAAACAGAAGACGAGUCAUGACAGUGACACAGACAUCCCUCUGGACAUGGGCGUUAUUUGCUGUGGUUCUCCACAGAAGGAGGAAUCGUCUGUUCUCGACACGCCCACUAAGAACCCGACCGUCAGCGUUCAGUCGACGCCGCCGCCCAAGAAGAACAAGGUUAACGUUGCGACUCAGUGCGACCCAGACGAGAUCAUUGUCCUGUCGGACUCGGACUGAAAACAGGAACACGUCGAUUUUCCAACGGCCUUCCUGAAAAUAGGAUGACCUCUGACCCUGGAGAACUGGAACAAGAUGAUCAGGGCGCAGUUUCUGUUUUCUGCCAGCAGGGGGCGCUCUCUGAUGGGUUUUCACUGCAGACCUCCAGAUGAUGCUUUGGUGAAGAAGACAUUUUAGUUUCAGUUUCUGCAGGUGGGAACUGGUGUCUGAGGGUGAUGAAGAGGAGGAUGAUGAUGAGCUGAACGGUCGGCCAUGUUGAGUUUUCCUCCUAGAAGGAGCUCAGUUCAGGGAGCAGCUCGUCUGUUUACAUUUUCUACGUUAUCUCGGCAGACAGCAGGCGGGUUUGGGUUUCUAUAAACAGGGUUUCUGAUAUAUUUCCGAUUUCCUGUUUGUGCUGCUGGAGGCGACGAACUGCGAGGUGAUUGGUCAGAAGUUUGACGCAGCAGCAGAAAUACGUAACGGCCUCAUGUUUCCUUUUCCUAUCGGCCCCUAAAAGCAGAUUUUACCUGAAAACUCGCCAUAAAAUACUGAAACAGUCAAAUUUCCCUUUUGUUUUUCAUCAGAUAUUUCCUUUCCAUUUUUAAGUUGCUGUAGAUUUCACUUUGUCUGAUUGUUUCAUAAAAAUUAUAUUUACUAACAUAAAGGGAUAUUCUCAAAUUGA
Messenger RNA from Gambusia affinis (western mosquitofish), 3179 nucleotides. RefSeq names its product death-domain associated protein (gene daxx). Gene Ontology annotation, molecular function: histone binding. NCBI's taxonomy places the organism in Eukaryota, Metazoa, Chordata, Actinopteri, Cyprinodontiformes, Poeciliidae. The record is from RefSeq and is a predicted model, not a curated record. The transcript has 11 exons. Bases 347 to 2518 code for a protein of 723 amino acids.